CUCAGUCGCUAGCUGGACGUGAUGUUGGCCGGAACGGCACCACGGAAAAUAGAAACAAGCCGAACAGUCUUAACAAUCAGUCCCGAGACGACAACACCAGUCCAGUAACAAGUGUGGCCUGGAGGCAGUACUUUUUUAGCCGCUGAAACAACAAGUACCUAACCGAACCGAGCUAAACAGAACUUUCCUUUUUUCCGUUCGCCGUUCGCCGUUUGCCGUUCGCCGUGUGUGUGUGGCCCGCUUACAUACGGCUGUGCGUGUGUUCCGUGUGUGUGCACUGGGUGUGCGUGUGUGUUGUGUAGAUGCAAAUCAGAGCGCAGCACACCUGAAAAGUAUGCUUUAAAUGUUAACUAUCGCGAGCCCCGUUGAAGUUGUGUAUUCGAGACUCGUUACUCGUAGCUCGUAGCUCGUAACUCGUGCCCCGCGCAACCUGUAACUCUGGAAAGUUUUUAUUUGAUCGUCCGGUACAUUUACAUAAGUGAACUUUGGCAUGCGCCAGGAUAUAAAACCAGCAACGCCACUGACGACGACGACGACGACGAAUGCGACUACGUUUGCACUGAAUAAUUAAUGCAAUCAGGCAAUUUGAACCCGUUUUAGUCUGAAGUUCUGGGUGUGAGCUUGGGUUAGCAUGGUUUCAAAGCAUCUAAGUAUAAUAAGCGCCUUGUAAGACUCGAAAGUAAGGCCAAACCAAAUCCAACCAAACCCAAAACAGAAACGGGACCAGGAACAGGGAAAGAAGGAACGAGGGAACGAAGGAAGGAAGGAAGAAAAACUUUAUUUUUCGAUACUAUACUACAUACUAUAUACUACGCCACUAUACAGAAGAUACCUAUAUCUAUCUAGCGCUAACUGACCACACAUAUUCCAAUCAUAAAUUAACGUGAUAAAAAUUCUUAGCUGCUGAAAGCCCAUUUCAAUUUUCGCACAGCCCCCACACCACAGAGGGGCAAGGGGAAUACACGAGAGAACGGAGAGCGAAACCGAGAGGAGAGGGUGAGGGAGAGAGAGAAAAUUGUCUGCAGACCAAGCAACAAAUUACUAAUAAUUUUCACAUUUAAACGACAACAAAGCAGACAAACAAACGACAAAACAUACAUAUGCUGAAAAUCGAGGCAACCCAUACAAACAGACACGUAUAUGUAGAUCUCCGUACGGUUGCUUGCUGGUGUGAGCAGACAGUUUGGCAAAACAUAUUUCGAUUCAAAAAAUAAACCAAAUUGAACUGGACAGAGCUUCGACACGAAAACUAAACAGCCUGCCAAGUGUCCCGCUGUCGAAAUUCACACGGUGAAGGCAGCAGAGAUAAGAGCCUCGAAGGGGAAAGAAGGGCCCCAACAGGUUGUUGGUGGCAGACGGCGCUUCAGCGGAUCCACUACCAUUGAAAGAUGCGAUCCAAGAAAAGCGCAAAGAAAAACACUUGCAAAAAUUAGCAGCAGCGCCGGCUGUGGCAGCGGCAUCGGUAGUAGCAGCAGCAGCUGGCUGACGGACACCGGCAGCGGUCGGGAGGAGGCCGUGCAUCUAUAAAUAGGGAUCGAACACUUUGUGCGCGUGACAGCUGUGAAAGCGGCGGGGGGCCGGCGGCAGUGACAGUGGCAGUGGCAGCCGCAGCGAUGGCAACUAUGACGUCAUUGGCUGGAUAAGUGAUUGCGUUCGGUUCGGCAACGUCACGGAUGCGGUAUAAACUGGUCCGGCCAGGCCAAUAAACCACAUAUCGCGUAUACGCCGCGUGAACCUGGCAUAAUGAGAGCGCCAGACAAACGGAAGGAAAAUGAACGGCAAGCAACAGCAACAGCAACAGAGUCAUCCAAAGCAGCAACGGCAGCAACGGCAGCAAUAGCAGCAUGCAAAGAGGCAGCAGCAUCGAUAACAUUAGCAUCAGCAGCUGAGCAGCCAUGAGAAUCGCGAGAAAGCACAGCAAGAAGAAGGAGAGCCGUGGCGAAAAAGACAAAAGUUGCGAAAAUAAUUCGGUGCUCACAGCUGCUCUAGAAUCAGUCUAAAUUCGUCGUCGAUCGGCAGAAACGAGUGUUGUUGUGGUUCCACAAGUCCACAAAAGCGCGCGCGCUUGUAUCUGUGUGUGUGUGUGUUUGUGCGUGUGUGUGUGUAUGAACAGAGGAAACGGAAGUGGAAGUCGAACCGAAAGCGGGAUUGAAAGUAGCAGCAGCUGAAACGACUCAAACGAGCAUUCUCGAGCAACGACACUAAGCCCCAGCUGAAAAAUAAAUCACCAAUUGAAUCAAACCAAAAGCCUGCAGAGAAUUGUGCGUAGAGCGUAAGCUUUGAGCAAACAAACAAAAAGCUACCUUUCUAGUGCUUCAAUUAAAUUCUUAAACAGAACAGAACCCAGAAAUGCCGACCAAAGGACAACAAACCCCUUCCAUUGUGAUGUCUUAGCCAUAGCGAUAACGAAUCCAGUCCUCAAGCAUCGGAAGCAUGCAGCGAUCCAAAUGACAGCGCGACCCGUGGAAUAAAACUAAUUUGAACUCUCUUUGUGAUAGCCCCACGCUGUGGAAAGUACGUUUACCUAGCCCCUAGUUAGAUACUAUUCUAUAUAUGAUUUUUUUGGUGACUCUCCUUACUGAGAAAACCCACGUAAAGACAGAAUAACUGAAGAAACCCCCACAAAAGACAGGACAGCCCGUAACGUAACCAAAACCCAACUAAAUCCGGAACGAACUCUUCCGAACCCUUGAGCUCCGAGUAUACAGUACGUGUAAUGUUUUCUGUACCGAUCCCAAUACGAUCCGAGAACUAGCUGAGAUAUACUUAGCGCAGUGUCACCAUGUCACAUGGGGGCCGUAAGGAAUGUACGUAAUAUAUCCCGCCGAUGAGCUCAUCUUGAUGACAUAUGGUUUCUUUGCGCCACGUGUGAAACCGCGACCCUCACUCGACUGCCUCCGAGAGCCGCUCGUCCCCAUCGAGUACCCAGAGAGAGGUGCCACUACGACCACAGCCGCAGCCGCAACCACAACCAAAAACUCAACCGCUGCCACAACCAGCAGCAGAGCCACCGCCUUCACCCCCACUCCGUUUCCGUUCGAAGAUCCGCCUGCCAGUCCAUCCAUAGGCAUCAACCAAUAUCCGCAGCCACUGUUACCGGCGCCAGCACCAGCACUAGCACCGGUCGCACCUGUUCACACCAGCUUUUUCAGCUUUGAGGAGCAAUCAGCCCUGGUCCAGAGUCCUCCGCAGUCCCAGAGCCUGCCGCCCACGCCCACACGUCGAGCAUCGCGCUCCUCGCUGACCCACUCGAACCACAGCCACAGCUCCGUCAAGCGGGCCAGCGUGAGGAGCGGACGCCUGCCGCCUGCGUCCAUGUAUAAUGAUGCCAGCCAGAUGCAGGGGAACAGCGCCACUGGACCAGGACGAGCACCAUUCCAGCGCAGCAGCGCAGCUUAUGACGACGAGGCGGGAGCCCUUGGCGGUGGCCUAGACUAUGGCGCUGGUCAGUUGGUCAGUCGGUCGCGGAGUCCCAGCAUCUUCUUGGAACCACCCACACCCUCGCCAGAUCCCACACAUGCCCACUUCGGACCCGGCUGGGGCCGGCCCAUGUCGCCCAUGGAUCUUCCGCCCGAGAAGUCGCCAAGCAGCGGCCUGGGACCCGGGGUCAGUUCUGGUAGGUCUCCAACGAGCAAGUCCCGGCUGCGACCCAAGCUCCACCUGCCUCUGGGGCGGCUGGGCCGCUCCACGUCCUCGGACACGCGGGAGAGCAACCGAUUACGUGAGGACGUUCACGUGCAUGUGGAGAACCCGGUGUUCAGCAGCGAGAACCUGCGCCAGAACAACUUCGAUGCAUUCUUUGAGGCCCGCGAGCCCGUCAUUAAGCUCCAGCCGCGCACCCCCAACUCGGCACCAGCGGAGGGGGGCCGUGGCUACUCGCCGCCACUGGAGGGCCGCGCGGGUGUCUACGACUCGCCCCGGACGAGGAGUCCCGCUGGAAAGGCGGGGGGUGGCGGUGGCCUCUUUGCCCGUUCCCCGCGUGAGGAUCGCGAUCGCAUGGCCAACGCUCGUACUCGCAGUGCGGAUCAGUACGAUGGGGCAAAAGCAGGGGGAGCGGGUGCUGGUGCGGGUGCUGUGGAAAGGGGAUCCAACUCUGCAGGCGGUGGCGGCGGCGGUGGUUCGGCCGGAGCGCACUCCAAAGGUGACAGAUUCUUCGGUAAAAUCUUCAAGUGGUCGAAGAAAUCGUAAGUUCUUCGGGUGGAGGGGGCCACGAGGUGGUUCCCUUAGCCCCCGGGCCGGCGGCAGCAUGGCGUCUUACGGCGGCGUGCUCAAGGACUACAGCCACAGCAGCUUGAACGAGGCUUUCAAGU
This is a messenger RNA of Drosophila pseudoobscura, 4310 nucleotides long. Its product is annotated as flocculation protein FLO11-like. NCBI's taxonomy places the organism in Eukaryota, Metazoa, Arthropoda, Insecta, Diptera, Drosophilidae. The transcript has 4 exons. The coding region runs from base 2806 to 4188 and encodes 460 amino acids. The record is from RefSeq and is a predicted model, not a curated record.